ACUGGUUGUGCUGACGCGGCGUAAGCGCUGCAUUUGGACCACAUAACGUUACGUGUCUCUCUUUUCACCCAAGCCAAGAAUCGGAGAGGAGCGCAGAGAGAAGACAUGGCACCCAAAGCCGCCAACAAACAGCAGUCAGAGGAGGAUCUCCUCCUGCAGGACUUCAGCAGGAACCUGUCGGCCAAAUCCACGGCGCUAUUCUACGGCAAUGCGCUAAUCGUGUCCGCAAUCCCCAUCUGGCUGUUUUGGAGGAUCUGGCACAUGGAUUUGGUCCAGUCUGCAGUGCUGUAUGCAGUCAUGACUCUAGUCAGCACCUACCUAGUGGCCUUUGCUUAUAAGAACAUCAAAUUUGUCCUCAAGCACAAGGUCGCUCAGAAACGGGAAGACGCCGUGUCCAAGGAAGUGACCCGCAAGCUCUCCGAGGCUGACAACCGCAAAAUGUCCCGCAAAGAGAAGGACGAGAGGAUCCUGUGGAAGAAGAAUGAGGUCGCCGAUUACGAGGCCACCACGUUUUCCAUCUUUUACAACAACACUCUGUUCCUCUUGAUUGUCAUCGUUGCCUCUUUCUUCUUGCUGAAGAACUUCAAUCCAACAGUGAACUACAUUCUGUCCAUCAGUGCCUCUUCAGGUCUGAUCGCCCUGCUGUCCACAGGGUCCAAAUAAAAGACUGAUUGCAUUCGGAGGAGAAGAUUGAGGAACAAACAAAUGAGAGGAUUAUGGAGCUUGGUGGAAGAGAGUCGUGUGGCAAUGUGUUGAAAAAAAGUUGUGAUCUUUUGGGAGGACGUUUAUCAUUUCAUUUGUUAAAGUUUCAUGAAAUUCAUGAUCGGUUAAGGCCUUUUUUUGUCUGGUCUUCUCUUGUUUUUUUUUUUUUUGUACCAAUAAAAGACCAUUGACUCA
This is a messenger RNA of Carassius gibelio (silver crucian carp), 897 nucleotides long. It is a transcript of the gene ssr3, whose product is annotated as signal sequence receptor, gamma. NCBI's taxonomy places the organism in Eukaryota, Metazoa, Chordata, Actinopteri, Cypriniformes, Cyprinidae. Gene Ontology annotation, cellular component: membrane; endoplasmic reticulum. Gene Ontology annotation, biological process: SRP-dependent cotranslational protein targeting to membrane. Bases 106 to 663 code for a protein of 185 amino acids. The record is from RefSeq and is a predicted model, not a curated record. The transcript is spliced from 5 exons.